UGCAAGGAGAACAGCAUGAAAAAUUUAACAAGUUCUUUCAUAGAGGCGAUCCCAAUAAUUUUAUCAAACAGCAAGCACGGGAUCAACUCAAGAAAGAAUUAUGCGAAGAAAACCAGGUUGCCUUAAGUCUAAGGAUUUAA
Messenger RNA from Funneliformis geosporum, 140 nucleotides. NCBI's taxonomy places the organism in Eukaryota, Fungi, Glomeromycota, Glomeromycetes, Glomerales, Glomeraceae. The record is from the annotation of a GenBank genome assembly.